GAGAAAUUUAAUCAUAUUAAAAUAGAAAGUUUAAUGUGUUAAAUUAUUAUUUUAUUUAUAAUUUAAAUUGAAAGAAAUCAAAAUGGUGAUAAAAGUGCAAAUGGACCAAAUGAGUCCUGCAGCCAGCAGGUUCCGGAGUAUUGCUUCACAGAUCAUAUCAUCCUUGUCUCCGAAUUUCCUUCUACUAGACCUUGGGAUGGCUAUAAGUUUUCCAACUAUAGCACUACCAGUCCUUCUUAACGCCCGGGAAGGCUUAUCCGUAAACGAUGUCCAGGCAUCUUGGUUUGGCAGCUUAUCAUCGCUUACGCAACCAUUCGGCGCUUUCAUUUCUGGGCCUAUUGUGGAUUUCCUGGGAAGAAGACGGGCUAACUUCGUAGUGAAUUUACCUCAUAUAAUAGCCUGGAUCUUAAUGUAUUUUUCGUGGGAUCUACCGUCCCUGUUUAUGGCCAAUGCUUUACUGGGAUUGGGAACCGGUAUUAUGGAAGCGCCGAUUAACGCAUAUGUUGGUGAAAUCAGUGAGCCGUCAAUUCGAGGAUCAUUAUCAACGUUUACACAACUGUUUUUGUCGCUGGGGACAUUUGCGAUGUAUUUUCUCGGGGCAGUAGUGGACUGGCGGAGCGCGGCGAUAAUCAGUCUGGCGAUACCCAUCAGUUCUAUGGCGCUGGUGCUCUUGGUACCGGAGACUCCAGUUUGGUUGCUAUCACGCGGCAGAGAGAAAGAUGCUUUAAAUUCUCUGUGUAAGCUGCGAGGUUGGACGACGCCGGAGCACGUUAGGGAGGAGUUUGACCAACUGGUCGAUUAUAGCAAAAAAUUACAGAAUUGCGUCAUUUGCUAUAAAUUAUACAAUAGAGACACACAGACAUGCGAACAUGUUACAAUGAAUCCUAUUAGAAGAUCUAUGUACAAGUUCAGAUACGUGAUGCUCGCCAAAGAGACACUAAGACCAUUGAUAUUUGUGAUGGUCUACUUCAUGUUCUACGUGAUGAGCGGCCUGACGCCCAUCAAGCCCAACAUGGUCAACAUCUGCGGCGCGUUCGGUAUGGCUCAGGACGGCAAAGAUAUUGUUCUAAACGUCGGCAUCAUUACGAUAUGCUGUAGCGUCCUCGUCAUAGCGUCCAUCAGAUAUGUCGGCAAGCGAAAGAUGGCCAUCACCUCUCUUCUCGGCACCGCUAUCUCCUGCGCGGCGUUGAGCGUCUACGCUAAAUACAACCUCGAUGAUUCCGUUUUCUCCUACGACACGAGUACGUUCCCCAAGGAAACGAGCUACGUGCCUCUUAUACUGUUUUACAUGAUGGCAUUCUUCACCGGGUUCAAUUUACCAUGGGUUCUUGUUGGAGAAGUUUUCCCAUUCAGAAGCAGAGCCUCAGCCCAAGGUAUAGCAGCAGCGAGUAAUUACGUAUUCACAUUCCUCGGUGCGAAGUCGCUCAUAGAUCUGGAGGUUUACGGACAGUUGUGGGGGACCUUCGCAGUGUACGCGGCUUUCGGCUUCGUCGGAACAAUUUUCCUAUACUUUUUCCUACCGGAAACCGAAGGCAUGAGUCUAGAGGACAUCGAAGUAUUCUUCAACGGUGAUAAAAUACAAACGUUCGCAAACGAUCCUGUUAUUAAUACAUUAAAAAGACUUAAGAGGAGAAAUAUUAACCAAUAAAUAUAAGACUCAUUAAUAUAGUUAUUUAAAUAUACUAAGCAUAUAAAGUGAUAA
Papilio polytes (common Mormon) is the source of this 1702-nucleotide messenger RNA. RefSeq names its product facilitated trehalose transporter Tret1-like. The transcript has 8 exons. The coding region runs from base 83 to 1648 and encodes 521 amino acids. The record is from RefSeq and is a predicted model, not a curated record. Gene Ontology annotation, cellular component: membrane. Lineage: Eukaryota; Metazoa; Arthropoda; Insecta; Lepidoptera; Papilionidae. Gene Ontology annotation, molecular function: transmembrane transporter activity. Gene Ontology annotation, biological process: transmembrane transport.